Arvicola amphibius (Eurasian water vole) is the source of this 9093-nucleotide messenger RNA. RefSeq names its product testis expressed 15, meiosis and synapsis associated (gene Tex15). The record is from RefSeq and is a predicted model, not a curated record. Gene Ontology annotation, cellular component: nucleus. The transcript has 9 exons. NCBI's taxonomy places the organism in Eukaryota, Metazoa, Chordata, Mammalia, Rodentia, Cricetidae. Gene Ontology annotation, biological process: homologous chromosome pairing at meiosis; synaptonemal complex assembly; male meiotic nuclear division. Bases 1 to 9093 code for a protein of 3030 amino acids.
AUGGAAAUGAAAGAAAAUGAUAAGUAUAAGACAUGGAGAAUGAACCCAGACAGUGAAUCUUCAUGGCCCACUGAUGGAGAAGCCAGUUCUGGGAAGAAAUUCACUAUUCCAAAGAUCAGGAGGACAACUGAGAAAGUUUACUUGUCCUCUUGUUACACCAACACUAGAGAGUAUGGCUUCAUACAUGGCACUCUGAAGCAGUGCAGGCUUGACACAAGCUGUGACCUACAGCUCACGUGGCAGUUUGGAGAUACAAAGCUGGUUCGCAAUGAAUAUCUGGAAAAACAGUUUUCUGCUAAGAGAUCAGAGAUGCGUGAGAAUGGAAGACAUGGCAGAGAACUGGAAGAACAUUUCUGCUUCUUAGCACUUCCUCAGAGUGAUGUGGUAGAGAUCUACCAGAAUGGGCUAAGUACCAGAGCAUCCACACUGAAGACACUUGGGAAUCCUCUUCUUGGAAUUUAUAUGUUUAGACAUGUUGAUGUUGCCCUGAAUUAUGCUCAUAGUCGAAACACUACUGUAGAAAAUAUUGUGGUUUUUAAGGUUCUCUUUGGGAAAGUAAAGAAAAUUCAGCCUUCUGUCGACAAAAACAAAGUUUCUCUGGAUCCUUUUCCUAACUUUGAUUGCCAUAUAUCAAGAAGUAUGCCUUCUCCUAAAGAUACCAUUGAGCUUCAAGCCUACAAUUCAUUGGUGUACUUCUAUGAAUAUGAUUUCUUCUCAAGACCCGUAGAUAGACCUAGACAGUGCCUUCCAUAUGCAACAGUAACAGUAAAAUUUAUUGGUCAAAAGGCAGGUAAUGGACAACUUAUGACAUCACUGAGAUUCCCUUCCACAGGAUUUCCUAAGAGGCGUGAAAGAGCAUGUUCUCUGAAUAACUGCACAAUUGCCAAGAGAAUUGGAAAAGGAAAAGAUGCUACAGUCAUCUUUGAGCACUUCAGGAAGCCUGUUGAUCCAUUUGAUCAAGAAAAUUGUCCGUGCAAAGUACCAAAUUCAGAGAGGAGUCCUUCCAACAUGGAUGCUUCUAGUUCUUAUGGAAACAAUUCUGUGUUGAGAGAAUACAGCAGACACACAGAUAAUCGAUCAGAAGUUAGCGAUGCUUCUCAAGUACACACAUGCAAUUCAGGUCUUUCUUUCAUGUCCACUGCUAACACAGCAAGUGGUAAUGGUGACCUAUUCAGUGUGACAUACCUUCGAAGUAUUUUAAAUAGUAUUUCUGCUGCUCUUCCCUCUCAGAGCAGUACUAGCUCAAGUACAGUUAUUACUUCAAAACUUAUUAAGGACCCAAGACUGAUGAAAAGAGAACAAAGCAUGAGAAAACAAAGUAAUUCUGCAGAUUUAAGUGAUGGUUUGCCCCUCGAUAAGAGUGUAGGUCAUGGUGAUUCAGAAGUAAAACUGACAUGUAUGCCAACCAGUUCCAUCUCUUCACCUGAAAGCAUUCCUGCUGAUCAUGCUGUUGCUAAUUGUUCAGAUGCCUCUUGCUUCAGAUUCUCUUCUGAAAGUUCACACUGCCAGACUCACAGUAUCGGCUCAAAGGACUCUGACUGUACAGCAUCCAGUAAAGUUGCCAUUACAGAACAAUGUAAAGAGCAAAGCAGUUUCUCCUUUCCUCGUUACUUGCCAAAUGCAUUUUCAGAUGUUGGGAAACAAACAUACAAUGAAGAAGAGGCCCAGAGAGCCCAAAAGAGAAGCAGCUUCCAAGUUUUAACUGAGCAAAGCAAUGGGCCACAGAACUCCUUUGAGUCAGAAAAAAAUACUUGUUGUAAAGACUCUCAAAGUCACAUCUCUAAGGCAUCAUGGCCUUCGGAUUUAAGUGUUGUAUUUAAGUUUGGUCACCAGAUGUCUACUGUCUUCCCAAUCCAGAAGAAAGGAAACAUAGAUGAAUAUGUGCAAAAUACUGGAAUGAUGAGAACCUUUAUCAGCCCAGAAGACAGUUCUAGACAUGUAGUAAACCAAACUUGGUGGAAAGAAACUGUUAAUUCUUUAACUAAUGAAACUAAAAGUAUCCCAGUUGCUAAUUGCAUUGCGUUGCACCAGGAGUACAACGAAGGUGAAAAUAUUAAUUCUUUAAGGGAAAAUUGUGAAAAAAUACCAGAUAUUCCUACAUUACAAAUGCCCAAAUCUCCCAUAUCUACCACAAAGGAUAAAAAUGAAGUAGAUCAUGCAGCAUUGGAAUUAGAGUGUAAUCUUACUCCAAAUACAGGGUGCCUUUCACAAAAGCAUCCUCAAUAUUCUUUGGAGUGCAAAGAUAAUAUUCAUACAAAUUUUGCCAUAGCCCAAGGGCUAAUAGAAUUGAAAGCAAUACAAAAUAAUCAGAACUUGAUUAACAUUAUGACUGAUGCUUUCCAGGAAGCAAAAGAUGUUCCCCUGGCCAGAGAACAACUUGUUGAUAGAGUGAUUUCAUCUGAUGCCAUUGACAUAUCUCUUGACAGUUCAGGUUGCAACAUAAUUGAAGAAUAUAUGUCCAUCCAGAGGGAAAAUGAAAAUGAAGCAGUGUCAUUGUAUAACAUUCAAAAAGACUGCAAAGAGACUUCUCAUAUUAAAGACAAUGUGCAGGACCACAGCCUGCCUUAUGAUGCAGAGUUAAGGUCUGAUCUAAACUUGAAAAUUAUUUUGCAGGAACAAAGAAGUGAUGGAAAUCCAAAUGAGGCUAAAGAAAAAGAUGGUGCUUCAUCUCCAGAGUAUAAUACAACUAACGUAAAUGAAAGUAGGAAGCAAGAUUUUUAUGCAAAUAUAGUUGAAAUGAGUAACACCAAAGUAGAAACUCUGAAUUCUGAAGAAUGUACCACAUUUAACUCAAUUUGGAGAAAGAAAGAAAGACCAGCAAAAGCUGCAUCAUCAGAGAGUGAAGAUAGUAUGACUGCCAGAAAAAAAUAUACACCAAAUGAUGGAAGAAGUGUGGAACACUUGUCCACAUUUCCAGAAACUGAAGAGUCAUCAGUGUGUGUAGCUUCAGAUGCUACAAAAAAGGUAGUUAGUACCACUGUUCUUACAGAAAGCACAAAUCAUGGGGAUCAUCAAAAACAUCAUCUAAAAGAACCUGAGAUUUCAGGUUUGGGUUUAGUAAAACAAGGCAUUUCUGAUUGUGAGAUUGAUACUGAUAAAUUACAAGACUUUUGCCAUUUAGUAAAUGAGAAUUCAGUUCAUCAAACUUUUGAAUUGGGAGGUGAACUUGAAGUAGAACUUGAAGAACGUAAUAAUGCUCCUUUGUUUCAACAAAAUAUAGGUAACAAUGGAAAUGAUCUUUGUGAAGAAUUUGAGACCCUGAAGUCCCGGAUUGAUUGGGAAGGCCUAUUUGGAAAGAGUUAUGAGGCGAUGGAAGCCUUGAGUUUUACAAGAAGGGAGGGUACUGAUCCACAUCAUUCUGUAGAAUGUAAUUGUAUUUCUUUCUCUUCACAAAAAGACAAACGAGAGCAUCAGAACUCAGUUUUUCUUCCAGAUCUACAAGUUACAAUUACCAACUUAAUUAGUCUAAAAAUCGGUCCCACUGAUGAUUCCUUGGAGUCGAAAGAUAAUUUUUAUAAACCUGUAACUGAAUCCACAGAACCAGAAGCUAAUGAAAAGAGGAAAGCUUUUGGAUUUGGCAUUUAUUCCCGACCUUUUGAAGAGAAUUUAGGUUUUUUAUGUGAAAAUAAAUUUGGUAAUUCAGUGCAAGAAUCAGGACAUGUAAGCAAAUCUGGAAUCUCACAUUCUUCCAGCUCGAGUCAUAAUACACAUGUGAAUCACACACCUGGAAAACCAACCAGUGACUCUUUGUCUACUGAACCAUCUAAUGUCACAGUAAUCAGUGAUAAGAGUAAAUGUUCCACAAAAUCAAAACCUGACUUGAAUGACACUAGGAAUAAAAAGGACAUGGAAUCAAGAAGUAGCAAAAGAAACCACCAUGCAACUUCUCAGGGUCAGAACAUAUCCCAUAAAGAUUUAAGGCAGCAUGAAACUCAUGAGAAGAGGAGGAAGUCAACAAAUCGUGACUCAUCUGAACGGUUUUCUUCCCUAUCCCAAGGACGAAUUAAAACAUUUUCACAGUCAGAGAAGCACAUUCGGAAUGUACUGAAUAUUCUGAAUAAUGAAGCAUCUUUAUGUAAAAGCAAACGUCUGUCCAGAAAACUGAACAAAGCUGUUCUUCACUUAAAAAAAGCUCAUAGAAGAGUUCGUACAUCUUUGCAGCUUAUCUCUAAAGUGGGAAAAAAGAGAAAGGGCCCAUUACCAAAAGCGUAUGCAAUAAUUUGCAAUAAUUUCUGGGAAAGUUGUGAUCUUCAAGGUGAUAGUUUGAUGUCAGAAAGAAGAUACUCUGAUAGGCAUUUUUUAUCCAAAAGAAGGUAUGACAAACAGGGAGAAAAAAGAUUAAGAUUUGAUAUUGAUGAAUCAUUGGCUUCAGUAUCAAAGCACAGAACUUACAGAACAAACAGAGAGAGAAUUGCAGAGUGCCUUUCCAGUGAAAUCAUGUCUGGCCAUGUCUCCAAUAGUCUCACCACGUUCCAUGUGAGAGAAUUUUGUGAGGAAGAACAACUUCAUGAAUCACAGUUACCCAUACCCUAUACAUCGCAGAGUAUAAGUCAAUUAGAAUACACUAAUAGCAUUGUGAGAACUGCAAGCUCUUCUGAACCUGAGAAUUUUUCUGAAGAAAGUGAAUAUACACUUUACCCAAAUGAAACACUAACUGAAAAAGAGUAUCAAACUGGCACCCAGUUAUCUAAGAGUGAAAGCCAUACAACAUGCAAUACUAAGAAUAUAACAAAAGAAAAUAAUUCUGAAGAUAAAACAGUGGUAUGUGAAAGUAAUUCAGUGUCUUUAAGUUUCCCAAAAGACAACAUAAGUCAGAGUCAAGACAAAAGUUAUGAUACAACUUUUAAAGCUAACACUAAUAAACUUGUUUCUGUUUUAGACUCAAACAAGCCCUUUUUAAAUGUUGAUAUCUGUGAGCAAGGUAACCUUGUAUCUGAUGGUACUGGAAAUGAGGAAACAAUUUUUCCUGUAGAAAAGUGUACAGUUCUUACAGAGAUCACACCAAACAUUCCUACAGGAAAAACAGCCAACAGAAGGAACACAGUUCCUCCAUUGUCACCUAUUAUAGUGACAGCUGAUGAGGAAGAGUCUUCUGUGGGGGGAAAUGGACUCUUCCAUGUAAAGGAGAAUGAGGUGAAUAUUACUAAGCAUUCUAAAUUGGAUCUAACAUCAGUAUCUGAAGAAAGUCAAAGUUGUAAGAAAAAUUUAAAGAAACUAUCUUUCAAUGAUAGUUCUCUGCACUUAAAAGAGAAUGUAAAGGGUCCUUCAAAAGCAUAUAUGGCAAAAUACAAUGAGGAAGAAAAAAUGAGAAAAAUUGAGCAAGCAGUUUACCCAAAAAUGGUUCCUGAAGGAUCAGCUGUUAUUAUUGGUUACAAACAUCAAAAUAAGAUGCCAAAAGAAGACUCCUUCCACUUACACAAUAAAAUAAUUAAAAACAACUUAACUGAUUCUUGUGUAGGCAUUAAAAAUUCUACUCUAGAGACUACUGCUUUGAAAAACAUUUCUAGUCAGCUUAGUAAAAGACAGAAAGUAGGGCAAAUUAAACAGCUUAGUAACGACUCUAACUAUCCUUCUAAAUCAGCCACUGCAGGAACCAGUGAUAGGCUUGUUGUACAUGAGAACUCUGAAGUCACUGUUUCUCAGAUGAAGCCUCUAUCACACAUGGAAGAAUUACAAGAAUCCACAUCUCAUGUAACAGAACUGUCUCAGAUUUUACAGAGAGCAGAUGAAGCAGCAUCUUUGCAGGUGUUAGAAGAAGAGACUAAAGUUUGUCAAAAUAUUCUCCCUUUGUUUGUUGAAGCUUUUGAAAGAAAGCAAGAGUGUUCACUUGACCAAAUCCUGAUUUCAAGAAAGCUGUUGGUGGAGCAGAACUUGUGGAGUAAUUGUAAACUUCAGUUGAAACUAUGUGCCAUUGACACCUGGGUGGAACUGCAGAUGGCAAUGGAGACUGUUCAGUUCAUUGAAAACAAAAAAAGAUUCCUUGAGGGUGAACCAACAUUCCGAAGCCUGCUGUGGUAUGAUGAGAGUUUGUACAGUGAGCUACUUCUCAGGCCGCGUGGAUAUCAACUGCAGUCCAAUUUCUAUCCUGCUUUUCAAAGACGACUAAAAUAUAAUGCAUUCUGUGAGUUACAAAGGUAUUACUGUCAGUUAAUUGAAACAAAAAAAGAAAAGACUUCAUAUUAUACAUUCUUAAAAUACAAACGACAAAGGAAAGAAUGUGAAGCCAUCAUGAAACACCAUGCUGAUUGUUCUGAGUUUUGUCUUUCUGUUCCAUUUACCUGUGGAGUUAACUUUGGUGAUAGUUUAGGAGACUUGGAAGCCUUAAGAAAAAGUGUUCUGAAGCUGAUCAGUACACAUAGGGACUCUACUAAGGUCAAUUCUUAUCCGGGUAAGGAAGAUCAUUUGUGGAUCAUUUUAGAAAUGGUCUCCUCAAAGAUAAGUUUUAUCAAGAGCAAUGAAGAAAUAAGUAUCAAAAUCUGUCUUUAUGGUCUGGAACAUAUAUAUUUUGAUGCUGCAAAAAGUCUUGUGUGGAAAGAAAAAAGCUACUCUUUCCCCAGAAGACAUUCUGAGAUGAACAGAGAAUUGGAGGAAAUAAAUGAAUGUGCUUUUUCUGAGUGGAAGAAGAUCUAUGAUGACUUAUCUAAGGAUUUAAACAAUGAAUCAACUCCCACUGUUGAACUUGAAGAAGAGUCAGCUCUAGUUAGGGUACCAAACUGUAAGCUGAACACCGCUUGGCUUUCAUACCCAGAUAUCUGUUGUAUUAGUGAGAUCCUGGAUCAAGCUAAAUCUGCAGACCUGGAGAAAUUACAGGACCUCACUCUCAGAUGUACAGUUCACUUGGAAAUUUUAAAAAAAUACUUCCAGAUGCUGCAAGAAGAUAACAUAGAUAAUAUUUUUAUCACUGAAGAAAAUGUUUUGGAUAUGUUAAACCACAACCAUGGAGCUGUCAUUUUAAAGCCUGAAGCUAUUGAAAUUUAUAUUGAAACUGUCAUGCUUUCAGAAACCAUUCAUUUUCUUAAAAAUUCAAUGGCAAAGAAGCUACACAAUCAGAGGUUUCGAGGUAUGCUCUGGUUUGAUUGGUCUCUUCUUCCUGAGCUUGUUGGCUGUCAAGAAGAAAUGGCUUCCUUUUCACUUGAUAACAACCGAACAGAUUGCCUUUGGAAAGUGAUAGAAAGUGCUAUUUCUCACCUUAAGGAAGAGCUAGGUGUUGUCUGUGACUCCAGCGAAGCUGUUAAUUGUUCCUAUGCUCUGCGUUUAUUCUCCAGAGAACUUAAGGAACUCUCAGGAAUUAAAAGGCUUCUAAAUACUUCAGAGUAUUCCGUUUCUACAUAUAUUGACGUGGUACCACAUACUGCGUCUGUAAACUAUGGAAAUACUGUGACAGAAUUAGAACAUAACUACAACCAGCUUUUUAUAUUACUCAAAAAUAUAAUGUCUGUCCCUCAAAAAGAUUUUGGAAAAAUGGUCCAUAUUAUAAAAGUUAUGAAAACAAUUGAACAUAUGAAGAGGAUAAGUGCCAAGGAUACUAAGUUGUCCACACGUCUGCUCUUUUUCCAAAUGCUGCGUAACAAAAGAAACACUUUAAACAGAAAAGAAAGGGUGGGUACUCCCAUUAGAGAACCUGAAGAGACCAGCAGUGAGCUCAGAGUUUCUGUGCAGACACCCUCUGCUGCAGAGUACACAGUAAGAAACAUUUCAAGUUCCUCUAAAAAACGACCUAUGACUGCGGACAAACAUGAAAUCUCUCAGGGAAAAGGAAAUACUGGUGCUGUUUCCAAUCAUAAAAAGCAAAAGGUUACCAUGAAAAGUAUAAGCAGACAAAAGACAGUAUCCGAGAAUCCAAGGACUACAGAAUCUCAUCCCAAAGAUGACAGUUUGAAAGGAGACUCUGCAUCUCCAGAGACAGUCAAAAGACAAAGCUCAACACCUGGAUUGCUUUCACCUUCUAAGAACGUACAAGACACUUGCACACCCAAGUCAGAAAGCAAAAUAGAACUGACAGAUAGUUCGUCUGAUGUUUCAGAAUAUCUCACUGAACAGCAUGAAAACAUAAAUGGCAUAACGAAAAGAAACGUGAAUUUUAGUGCUGCUGAAACAAAUGAUAAGGAAGACCGUCUUUUAGUAACUUGUGACCAAAAUGAUAUAGAUGCCACUUUCUCACCCGACAGCACACCUGCACAGAAGUUGCAUGAAUACCCUACAGAUCACAGACAGGUCUGUCCUUCAGAUAUAGGAGCAGGAAAUGAUAGCCCUCUUGUGCCUAAUGCAUCAUUGCCUACUUCCAGUCCCAUGAGGGGUAUCCAUAGCCAUCUUGAAAUGAGUGAUACAGUCUUUGAACAUGAAGAUAGUGAAAUACUAGAUCUGUCUAUUAAAGAUUGUACAUGUACCAGCUCUCCAGAACCUGUGUGUAUCCAGGAAAAAAUUCCUGUCCUGCAAGUAUAUGAAACACAGCCUAUAAAAACUGAGUCACCAGAAAAGUGUAUAAGAGAUGCACCAAAUCCCAGUACCACACGGUUUGGCUCAUGUGAGAGCUCGGCCGCUGGCGUGAGUGAAGCAGCACGGCACACUCUCUCUGGAAAGGGUGGGAAGAGCCCAGAAGUCCCGACUCAGAAAGUUGACACGCCCUGGAGUGCAGCUCCACAGUCCACGUGCACUGCAGUGUAUAAUUCUCCUGAGUAUUCGUUUGGAACUUCAUACCCAUACUGUGCCUGGCGUUUUUAUCAGUGCAGCAGCACUGCCGUUACUCACACAUACCAAGAGAUGACAACAUAUGAGACAGCUCCUCCUCCCAUGAUGACUGCAGUUGCAAGUGCUGUCCAGAACACGCAUUUUAAUCAUUCAUAUGCCGAACAUUUUAGUUACUUUGCUAUGCAACCGCAAGCAAAUGCCUGUGUCCCAGGAAAUGGCUAUUUUCCAUCUCCCAUGCCUGUUUUUUACAAUUAUCAACAACCAGUUUAUUCACAGUUUGCAUCUCAUCAGCUGGUACCACAAGCUGCGCAUCCUUAUCCUCCUAACCCUGGUGUACUUCCACAUGUGUCUUGGACUUACGCUCCAUGGCAGCAGAACCCAUUUCCACCAAGGCAUUAUGAAUAA